GAAUUAUAAAUUGAAUCAAAAUAUACAUGUAUUCAAUUUAUAAACAACAGUGAUAAAAAUUGAAUUUGAACGUGAAAAACAUAAUUUCAUCAGUUUUUAUUGACAUUUUUUUAAAUUAUUAGAGUCGUAAAUUUUUUAAUAAAUAUGAAUUCUUGUGAUUUAACAAAAUGGUCAAUCUUUAGUUUAUUAGAACCAAAAUUUAUUUCGAACAUCCAUAUGGCUGUUGUAUAUGGUAACAUUGGUAACGAAGCAUUAAUUGUAACAAAAGAUAAAAUGGUAUAUGCUGUUGGAAGUAACACUUCUGGAUGUCUUGGAAUUGGUGAUACUCAAAGUACUCUUUAUCCAAAGAAAAUUAAAGAAUUAUGUGGUAAAGAUAUAAAAACUUUUGCAUAUGGUAAAGGUCCACAUGUUUUAGCACUCACAGAGGAAGGAAAAGUAUAUUCAUGGGGACAAAAUUGUCAUUAUGAAUUAGGAAAUACUUUUAACAAUCAAGCUUUAACUCCAGGAAUAAUAACAAAUUUAUGUAAUGAAUUUAUUAUUGAUAUAGCUUGUGGAAGUCAUCAUUCUCUUGCAUUAACAAAUGAUGGAGAGGUAUAUGCAUGGGGUCAAAAUACAUCAGGACAAGUAGGUUGUCAUGAUGAUACAACAUUAGUACAAGAUAUACCUAGAAAAUUAAAUUUUACAUUAACUGGCAAAAAAGUUAUUUGCAUUAGUUGUGGAGACUCAUUCAGUGUGGUAGUCACAAAUAAUGGAGAAGUUUAUAGUUGGGGUUGUAAUGAUGUUGGUCAAUUAGGAAUUGAAAAUAAUAAUGACCAAUUUCAUCCAUGCAAAAUAACAUCACUUGCAAAAAUAGUAAUAGAAAAAGUAGUUUGUGGUAGUAUACAUACUUUAGCAUUAAGUGAUGAAGGUGUUCUUUAUGUUUGGGGAGAUAAUAAUUAUGGACAACUAGGUCUUACUACAGUUUUACUUAAUAUUUGGAAACCUACAAAGCUAGAAGUACCAGAAAUGAGAAGAGUAUUAGAUAUAGCAACAUCAUAUUAUAAUUAUAUAAGUAUUGCUUUAUGUGAAGGUAAUCGAAUAUUUAUGUGGGGUCAAUGUCUAGGCCAAAAUGUUAAAGUUCCAACACUUACUCCACUAAAAUGUUUGUAUGAUGUUUUUGCAUUUUAUGCACUUCCAGCUGUUAUGCAUCAACCCCUUAUUUUUCACAGUGAUGAAGAAUCAAACUUAAUAAACAGUUUAAGAGAAGCUUUUGAUGAUCCAACCACUAGUGAUCUUAUUAUUCAAGUUCAUGGAAAUCCUAUUCAUGUGCACAAAGCAAUUUUGAAGAUACGUUGUCAUUACUUCAGAACAAUGUUUCAAGAGCAUUGGGCAGAAAAUAGUCAAAGUGUUAUAUGUCAUGAACAAUUUUCCUAUGAUGUGUAUAAAACUUUUUUAAAAUAUUUAUACACUAAUGAAAUUGAUCCAUUUCUAGAUCCAUUCAAUGCAUUAGAACUUCUAGAUUUAGCUAAUGCUUAUUCUGAAAAUCAGUUAAAAAGGUAUUGCAUACAAAUAAUAAAUAAAGGGAUUACAGUCACUAAUGUGAUCGUUUUGUAUAAUACAUCUAUCCAAUAUAAUGCUAAGGAAUUAGAAGAACAUUGUUUUAAAUUUGCAUUAAAUCAUAUGACUGCAGUGGUACAGACAGCAGAUUUUGCUAAAUUAGACGAAAGUACAGUUAAAACCUUUAUAAUUAAAGCUGCUCAAGCGGGUGUUUUUAAAACUUAGCUCAAAAUAUGCAUAUUUCCAGAUCCAAAGAAAUUAAUUGUGAUACUUUGAUACGAAUAAUUCAUUUUAUGUUACAAGAUUAAAUAGAUUUUGUUAUUAAAUAUCAAUGUUUUUUAAAAAGGUGAUGAAAAUAUUUUUAAUAUGUAAAUUUUGUAAUAAUGCCUAGCUAUUAGAAAAUUGUUUGUCAAUAAUUAUUUUUAUUAUUAUUAAUUUAUCAUAUAAAUAAUCACAAUAUAUUACUUUGUAUUUAAAAAUUACAAUAGAAUUCG
Molecule: messenger RNA, 2030 nt
Organism: Apis mellifera (honey bee)
Lineage: Eukaryota; Metazoa; Arthropoda; Insecta; Hymenoptera; Apidae
Product: RCC1 and BTB domain-containing protein 1
Exons: 10
Coding region: 145-1761 (538 amino acids)
Molecular function (GO): protein binding
Source: RefSeq, a predicted model, not a curated record